AUGAGCCCCGAUCUCCCUCGUUCGUCACCGAGUUCAUCUACUCCUCCCUACAACUCAAUUGGGCAGGAUUCAUCGCGCCCUCUCGCUCAUCUGUUCGCCUAUGAUGCACAUUCCAGUCCUGCUUCUCGAAACACGCAGGGCUCACCUAUCAUCUAUGAAGGAUGUUUUGAUCCCAACAUCAGGCACUCCCGCCCCGUCGUAUGA
Molecule: messenger RNA, 204 nt
Organism: Laccaria bicolor S238N-H82
Lineage: Eukaryota; Fungi; Basidiomycota; Agaricomycetes; Agaricales; Hydnangiaceae
Exons: 1
Coding region: 1-204 (67 amino acids)
Source: RefSeq, a predicted model, not a curated record